UUGGGAAUACGCUUAAUGAAACAGAGAGUGAUAUGGCAAGAAUAGAUGAUGUUAUGAAUUAUGAGGUUGAUACCCAAUUUCAAGAAGGGGAAAAAGACCUUUUAAGUGAUAAUAAAUUUGACGAAAAAAAAUUGGUUGGAUAUUUUCAAAUGAAAAAUAUAACAUUUGGAUAUAAUACAACAAUGUCACCUCUUAUUGAAAAUUUUAAUUUGAGCCUUAAACCAGGAAGCAGAGUGGCUUUGGUUGGAGGUUCGGGUAGCGGAAAAUCAACUGUUGCCAAAAUUGCAUCAGGGUUAUAUGAACCGUGGGAAGGAGAAGUUUUAUUUGACGGAAUAAUUAGGAAGAAUAUUCAUAGAAACAUUAUGACAAGUUCACUUGCGGUAAUAGAUCAAGAGGUUCUUGUUUUUAAUGGUACAAUAAGUGAAAAUAUUUCAUUUUGGGACAACAUGAUAUCCGAAAAAAGCAUAGUAAACUCUGCAAAAGAUGCUGAUAUUCAUGAUGUAAUAGCUUCAAGGCUUGAUGCUUACGAUAGUGAAGUAAAAGAGGGUGGGGCAAAUUUUAGUGGUGGGCAAAGACAAAGAUUGGAAAUAGCCCGAGCCCUAGCAAAUAAUCCUUCUAUUCUUAUAAUGGAUGAAGCUACAAGUGCCCUUGAUCCAACAACUGAGAAAAAGGUAAUGGAUAACAUAAAAAAAAGAGGAUGUACAUGUCUUAUUGUUGCACAUAGAUUAAGUACAAUUAAAGACUGUGAUGAAAUUAUUGUGAUGGAAUUUGGCAAAAUAGUUGAAAGGGGCACUCAUUCAGAAUUAAUUAAACUUAAUGGAAUUGACACAAAACUUUUGAUUUUAGCUGCUUUUAUUGGUAGUUUGGUUGGUCUUUUAGUUCCUGUUUUAUCUGGUGUAAUGUUUGACGAUGUGAUACCAACCGCAGAUAGGGGUUUACAUAUUGAGAUUUUUACUAUUAUGAUUAUAACAGGAGUUGUUAUAGCGGGGCUUCAACUUGUACAGGGUAUUCUCCAACUUAGGGUAGAAUCUAAAUCAAGCAUUAACCUUCAAGCGGGUGUAAUGGAUUAUAUCUUAAGAUUACCCGUUACAUUCUAUAAAAAUUAUAGUGCCGGAGAUUUAACUAAUAGAGUUUUGAGCAUUAAUUCAAUCAGACAGAUUUUGUCAAACACAUUAAUAACAGCGGUAUUAAGUGGUGCAUUUUCUUUUGUUAAUCUUACAUUAUUAUUUUAUUAUGAUUCAAAAUUAGCAUGGGUAGGAAUACUAUUGGGGUUUAUCGCUGCUACAUUUAUGAUAGCAAUUGGGUUGUCAAAGUUGAAGUAUGAUAGGCAAAUUUCCGAAAAACAGGGAGAAUUACAAGGAUUUUUAUUUGAAUUCUUAUCUGGAAUUUCAAAAAUUAGGAUUUCAGGUGGAGAAAAAAGAGUUUUUAAUUUAUGGGCAGAAAAAUUCACAAAAUUAAAAAGAUUGGGUUUUAAUUCAGGUAGUUAUCAAAAUUUUGUAGAAACAUUUAAUAGCUCAUAUCCUCUUUUAACAAGUAUUAUAUUUUUCUCUUUUAUAUAUUAUGUGGUUUUGAAUUCUGAUGGCACAACAUCGAUGAUAAGCGUUGGAGCCUUUAUGGCUUUUAUUACUGCUUUUAAUAAAUUUUUGAAUGAUAGUUUAAGAUUAAGUAUGGCAGUAAUUACCUCUUUGAAUGUAAUUCCUUUAUAUGAAAGAGUUAAGCCAGUAUUAGAAGCAGAGCCUGAAUCUAAAGAAGAAAGCACGGAUCCAGGAGAAUUAGCAGGAGAAAUUGAAAUGAACUCUAUUUCUUUUAGAUACAUUCCUGAUCAACCACUAAUUCUAAAUAAUAUUAGCUUCAAAAUAAAACAAGGAGAAAUGAUUGCGUUUGUUGGAGCAUCUGGCUCAGGUAAGUCAACCAUUAUGAGGCUUCUUUUAGGCUUUGAGCAAGCAGAGUCUGGUUCUAUUUUUUAUGAUGGAGAAUCAUUUGAUUCAAUGAAUAAAGAAUUAGUGAGAAGGCAAAUAGGAGUUGUUUUACAAAAUGGUUCUCUCAUGUCUGGAAGUAUAUAUCAAAACAUUGUGGGAAAUUCUGAAUUAACACUUGAUGAUGCUUGGGAAGCAGCAAGAAUGGCAGGAAUGGAUGAGGAUAUAAAACACAUGCCAAUGGAAAUGCAUACAGUUGUGAGUGAGGGAGCAGGAACGUUUUCUGGAGGACAAAAACAGAGAUUAAUGAUUGCAAGAGCUAUAGUACAUAAGCCACGUUUAUUAUUUAUGGAUGAAGCUACAAGUGCGCUUGAUAAUAGAACUCAAAAUAUUGUUUCAGAAAGCUUAGAAAAACUUCAAGCUACUAGAAUUGUAAUUGCUCAUAGAUUAAGCACAAUAAAAAAUGCUGAUAGAAUUUAUGUAAUGGAUAAAGGUCAAAUUGUUGAAACUGGCACAUAUGAUGAAUUAAUGAAGUUAGAUGGUUUGUUCUCAACUUUGGCUAAAAGGCAAAUUGCU
Molecule: messenger RNA, 2492 nt
Organism: Darwinula stevensoni
Lineage: Eukaryota; Metazoa; Arthropoda; Ostracoda; Podocopida; Darwinulidae
Source: the annotation of a GenBank genome assembly